Messenger RNA from Ruditapes philippinarum (Manila clam), 534 nucleotides. RefSeq names its product complement component C9-like. Lineage: Eukaryota; Metazoa; Mollusca; Bivalvia; Venerida; Veneridae. The record is from RefSeq and is a predicted model, not a curated record. Gene Ontology annotation, molecular function: protein binding. The transcript is spliced from 4 exons. The coding region runs from base 1 to 534 and encodes 177 amino acids.
AUGAAUGCUUUAUUUUGUACAUUUAUGCUUAUCAGAUAUUUUUGCAACAAUGAUGUGGCGUUCCAGUGUGGAGAUACGUCGUGUUUAUCUGAACGACUGGUUUGUGACGGACAUGUGGAUUGUGUGGACGGUGCAGAUGAAAGAAAUUGCAGUCAAAUCUAUAAAACGUGUGAUGAUAUAUGGAGAGAUGGUUUAACGAAGGAUGGAAUUUAUACUAUAGGCGAAGGAUUUAAAGUACGUUGUACCUUCAACAGAACAACUGGUUUUAUAACUAUGAAAUUUCUCACCAGUGACUGGAGGAGGUACAGCAAUACAAACACAUUCUCGGUUGAUCCGCCAAGUAAUUCUGUGAUCAACGAUGCUACCCAACACGGUUAUAUCUGCUCGCAAAAGUACUUUGAACGUUUUAAAAGGGGAAAGGAACGAGUUAUGGCAUUUGACAAUGAGUUUUCGAAUGAAACAAUUACUUCAAGUGGAGAGAGAAUAAGAUAUCUAAACAUCUUUAGACGGCAAGAGUUGUUUUGUAUUAUUUAA